AUGGCGGUGGUAGCUGUGUCGCUGUUGGCGCUGCUCGCCACUUACUGCUACCGUGUGCCUUCGGUACUCGCCAUACCCGACCGGAAAGAGGGCGAGGAGGGCGAGUGGCCGAUGCGGCGCGCCUACCGGCUGGAGGACUUCCUGUGGACGGGGUCCGGCGACGGCGCGCUGCCCCCACAGGGGCCUGGCGCCUCCGCCGCCCACGCACCCGCCACCACCACCGUGUUCCGCACCACCACCGUGCUCACCACCGUCUUCCCCACCAGCACGCCCACGCUCGUGGUCGUCGUCGUUACCAGCUCGCCAGUAGUUAGCCCGCCCGACCCCGGCUGGACGGCGGAGCAGCGCUACUGGCUGCUCACCGUGGUCAAGCAGCCCCCGGGCCGGCCGCCGCCCACUUUGCGGGAGCUGGAGGCGCGCCUCGCUCGCCUCUACCGCAUCGCCUUCGACAGGCAGCAGGAGCGCCACCUGGGCCUGGUGAACGCGACGGCGGCGGCGCCGGCGGGUCGGCUGCGGCGGGCGCCGGCCGGGCCGGUGUCGGUGCGGCUGCUGGAGGCGGCGCCGCUGGCCGGCGAGGACGCGCCGCUGCGCCUCGUGUACGCCGUCAGCGUGGGCGGCCGGCCCGUGCCCGCCGUCGCCGCCGCCUACGACAUGCGGCUGCUCUCCGACGCCGAGGUGUCCGCCGAGCUGGGCAUGCCCGUGCUCACCAAGGCAGAGCGUGACGGAGUCCCACCUCUAACUGACAAACCAGGGACUCCUAAGAUACGACUUGGCAAACAAAUGGUAAUGAGAUGGGGAGCUAUUAAUAUCAAUGGGGGCUACUCUGGGAAGAAGGUGGAGCUGGCAGAGGCUGCAAGUAAGAUGGGGCUGGACGUUUUAGCUGUCAGUGACAUUCGGCGCAAGCGCGGCAAGCGACGCGUCGUCAGCGACGCGCAGGCGCCCGCCGGCGGCGCAGACAACACGGCCUUCGUGGACUCGGAGGGCGCGCAGCGCACGGAGGAGCGCGCCGAGGAGAGCGGCCGCCGACGCCCCUCGCCGCGCCUGCCCGGAGUGGCGCCGCCCCCGGGUCCUCCGCCCCCAGUGGCCGCCUCCGUCCGCGAGGAGCAGACGCAGACCCCGCGGCGGCCCGCCAGUGGCUCCAGCGGCUCCAGCAGCGGCGCCUGCUCCUCUGCCAGGGCCUCGCUAGUCCGGCGCCGCGCCCAGCCGGCGCACCACAACCGCAAGCACCGCCACCACCACGACCAGCACCACCGCCGGCGGCAGGCGCAGGAGCAGCAGCAGCAGGCGGUAGAAGGAGCUGCGAAGAAGCGGCCACGCCCCGCCGCAACAAGUGUGGAGGAGCCGGAGGCGGAGGACAUGGCGGACGAUGGAGCUCACCCAGUGGGCGAGGACGCGGCCGCAGACGUGCCGGAGGACCUGCCGGCGCAGCUCGUCCGGAUCUCCAGCGCUGUCAGCCCCAACUCGUUCCUCUCCAUGCCGUCCAUUAAGGCUUUCCCCAGGGGUGCCAACAUCCCGGAGCCGCUGGCACGCGUCUUGGAGCCGGUGAGUGUGCGCCACCUGGACUGCGAUGCGAUGGGCGGCGUCGCCCCAGGGGCGGCUAGGCGCCUGGCCCGCCACGGCAGCACCGGCGGUGGCGACCCUGGCGUCGUGGGGCCGCUCGUCUGGCAGCUGCACUGCCGCCAGCUGCAGCAGCAGCAACAGCAGCAGCACGGGGGCACAGAAGAAAAUACAGAUACAGAAGAAAUUCCUGAAGAAAUAACACAGCCAGAGACAACAGGUUCAAAUGUAGGUCAUAUGAGGCGUCGUUUCCAUGAGCUGUUGGAUGAUGCUUUUAGCCUCUUUGGAAGUCGCAGUGAAAGUCCUGGACUGGAAGAUGGAACCAGCAGCCCUCCUAUGUUGCACAGAGUCCAUUCAGCAAUUGUCAGGCCAGUGGGUGGGCCACCGGGUGUAUCUGCGCAGCGGCCACACACCACGGAGCUUCGACGACCUGCAACAGCAUCUACACCUCUAACUGCAGCAGCCAGGCCACGUGGAGCUUGGGGAACAGUGGAACACUCUCCACUCUCAAGUGCAGGUCGUUCAAGGCCAUUAAGUGCUGGUCCUUUCCACCGUCCACGUUUACCAACUGCUCCAGAGGUGGACUGUGCUCUAGUACUCUGUGAUUCUCGGCUUGCACCCUCUGAUCCUGCUGUACCUCUCAUUGCUGCCAUAAAGGAGGAGCUGCAGAAGUUUUCUGACAGUGCACAGCCACCUGUUACUCUUCCUGGAAGCACUUCAUCUAAAACGUAACCCAAGGAUCCUAGUACAGGAUACAUAGUCAAAGAGCAAAGAAUUUCAUGGUUGUAUUUCUCCAUGACCCUGUUGCUACAGCUGAAAUUAUGUUACAUUUGUUGGACAUAUGAACUAAAGUAAUUUAAAUACCACUUGAUGGGAAUGACAUAUGCUAGCCAAAUACAGAGACAUGGAUUUCUUACAUGAACUCAGUUGGCCCAUCUGAAAUACUUUUACAGCAUGAAUAUUGCAGAGUAAAGUGAGAAGAUGGUAUGUUUAUAAAUAUGGUAUAUAACUGAAGCACACUUAUUAAUUUCAUCCCACAUAUCAGAUUUGAUAGGUAAACUUGAAAGGCCUUACAAUUUAAACACCCUCAGAUGCUGCAGUAAUGCAGGCAGUUGCCAAAUGUAAACAGAUAAAUCUUGUAUAUUGUUCUGACUUACAUUAGUUAGUUUCAGUGUAGCUAGUACAUUAUUAUCAGGUCUCUUCAAAUGUUUAGUAAUGUUGAUGAUCUUGCUUUCAUAGACAAAGAGGCAUAUUAGGUUUUUAAGGUACAAUUGGUAUGGAACUGUUGUUCAAGAUAUGGUAUAAAAUAUGGACCAAAAGUAAAUUAUGACAAAAUAAAGGAUAAGGCACAAAAAUUAUUUUAUAUGAUUCCAUAAAUGUUCUUUUUUUCACUUUUUGCCAUAGACCCCCUCACACGUCUUACUUUAUAACCCCGGUCCACAGGAUUCACAACUAAAGGAAUAUGCUUUAUUUCACAUAUUUUUACAAUUCUUCAUAAUUUACAAAUAAUGUAAGUAAUGGAAAGUAAUUUUUGUUAGACAAGUUAACAGUUAGUGCACUGUUACAUUUAGAGUCAGCCAAGCAACAGAGGACAAGAUUUUUUUGUGUGUUUGAGCAGAAAUACAAGACUGUGCCUUGCCAUGAAGCAAAACAAUUGCACCAAACUUUCAGACAUGCUAUCUGUUGUACUAUGUAGGCUUAAAUAUACUGUUGUUACUUGAAAAAAUAAGGCAAGUUUCUAUGAAGAAGGGAAAAAUAAGUGCAUGAUUUUUGAUUACUGCAGUUGAUUCUUAUUGAUAAAAUUUAUUAAUAAACCAGAAUAAUUGGCAAAAGAUACGCAUAUUGUCUCAAUUUUAGGCCAUUACACCAGAGAGUUAACUCAGAGCCUCUUUGGAAAGACCCAAAUCCUGUACCUCAGCAUUACUUUCAAUAUAGCUAGAAUUUCAAUAAAAAUGACAACUUCUAGCUCAUCUACUGUAUAUUGUAGAUUGCAUUUUAUAGACUUUUUCAUUUAGAAGUUAUAUAAAAAAAUCAUCUGGUGAAGACAGAUAUUAAGAAGGAUUACCAAAAUACCUCAUUAUAUGUUGGGAAAAUAUUUACUGAACAACCUUUAUCAAACAACCUGUCUUACAACUCUUAUGAUGUGUGUGGGCUGUGGCUAUAUCUUCCUAGAGCCACAGCCUUAAAAAGCAUGAACAUAAAAAAAUUGUAACACACAACUAGAACACACACAUCACCAUUACUGUGGCUGCUCCUACUUCUUCAAAAAAGUAAGAUCUAGCAAUUGCUGAUUUCAAAACAGUACACCAACCUUCAGACUUUUUACUGUGAAGAGACCUGUGCCACACCUCAUAUAAUUUUUCUGCAGACUAAAAUGAGAAAUUUCUUUUUUCACUGUGUCAUAAUUGUGGGUUUCUCCAUGGCGUUCAAAGCAGCAUACAAGCAAAAACUGAAAUUUGAAACAUUCACUCAUGAAUAAGUUGUGUCCAAUAAAUCUACAUUCAAGUUGCAUUCGAACACUCAUUAUUUUGCGCAGGUAAAAACCAACUCUCUUUCAAGAGCAUGGCGCAACAAGCAGCAAGAGAGGAUCAUAGUUGGAACAUCAAAGGAUGAAUAAAUAAAUGAGAUCUAUUGUAGUGCCAGAGGCUCUCACUUCUCAUUCUCUUAACAUUUUGCAGAUUCCAAAUGAGGAUUUGCUCUUUACAGUUGAUCCAGUUAAGGGAAAGAAUCCACUCACUGUUUGAGUAUUUUGUUACAAUCAGAGACUGCCCCAAUAUACCCAACAUAAUCAUCAAUUCACAAUGUGUUGAACAAUAAUAGUUGAAUGCCUAAUGUGAAAAAAUGGCCCCCAACAAAAAUGCAAAAUUAAUUUUUAAGUAUGCUUGGGCUACAAAUAUGAACACACUGAACUCUUUACAUGGAGUUGGAAGUUGAAUUAGUUAGUCAGUGUCCUUUUUCCAGGUAUCAUCCACUUCAGAAACAUACCUACCUUAUACACCAUAAUGUAUGAUAAUAUUAUGUUAUUACAUGAGAUUGCUGAACUUCCAGUUAGAAACUGAACUUCCAGACUUCCAUGAUAACUGUAUUACACCAUUUUCUAGUAGCUACUCUGCAGAUUUUAUCUUGGAGUAAAUGAAUUUAAACAAAUUAAAAACAUGUUGCACAUCUGACCUAUGAUUGCAAUUAUGGUAAGUCAAGACUUGAACACUUGGUCUCUUUGGGUAGAAGAUUGGGGUGAUACACUGUUCCCACAAUUCCACAUUGUACCAUCUGAGACCAAGUAAAUAUUGUACAUAAUCAUGUUCAAUCCAUAAAUGAGUCCCAUGGCUACGAAAUGUAAUGAGCAGUGUUAUAAGGUGAUGUCAAUUUUCUUUGAAUAGCUUUUGUGUUUUGAAGUUACGUGGAUACUUUUUACAACAUCUUUCUGUGUAGAUCAGAAAAAUGGAAAUGUGUAUUACUCUACUGCAGCUUACAUCCCAAAAUGCUUACCACAUACCUACUGGUAGUGCUGCAGUUUCAUUUACGAGCAAAAAGUGUGCUUCAAUGAAUAUCUGUAUCUACACAUUUUCUAUAGCUCAUGGUAAAGCAGAUUAACAGGUCAGCAAUUUCAUGUGGUGUUUUCUUUGUCUUUAGAAAUUUUACUUGGUGUGGAACAUUAUUCAGUUCAUAAUGUUUCCAAUAAAUACAGGUGCUCAAGCACAGACAGUUUAAAAAUAAUAAUGCCUGUAAGUUUUGUAUCUGCUCAAUAUACAAUUAAAGAAUAUGUGUUUGAUAUAUUUUCUUCAUGCUGUUUGAAUAGACACACAAUGUACUGCCUCUGUAGUGAGUAUUCUACACUGCAAGUUUUUGCAAACUACUAAAAAUGUUGAGAUACUGGUAAUAAUAGAGAAGUCAACAGUGUGAGAAGACAGCAGGAUAAGAUUAGACAAAAAUCUUUUACACUCUGUUUCUGAAUGACUGAAACCCUAGUUCUUCUAACUUUCACUUGUGACACCUUCCAGUUUUAACACUAGUUUGCAGAUUUUAAAAAAAUCCAUCUUAAAAGAAACUAUAUUUUUGUUUUAGAGAUGAUUUUGUUUGCAGAUGUUUAGUAUCUCAUCUAUUACAAUAGCAUGUUUAAAAUUAGAUUUCAUUUUCUUCAAGAUGUUUGUGAGUGAGGUGGAUGUUAAGGAACAACAGCUCCAAAUUAUAAGAAGAAUGAAAUAUUAUUUCUUCCUAUCUUUUCUCCAUCUUUCCUACUUCUCAGUCAUAUCCAGUUUGGGACAAGGCUAUAUUUACAAUAAUCUUGAUUUUAUGUAUGGAACCUGAAAGGAAUGAUACGCAUGUGUGUAUAUCUGUGUGUGUGUGUGUGUGUGUGUGUGUGUGUGUGUUUGUUUGUUUUCACAGAAAGAAGGGAAAUCUAUUAUGUGAUCUAUUAAGUGUACCUAUGUGCCUGCACAUCAUCUAUGUGCGUAGGUCUGUCCUCAUUUUUUGUUUAUUUGUUUGUUGUUUUCAUCCUGGAAUUUCCAUUAUCACAAGACCAUUUAUAAUCAAUAAAUUUAGCUGACAAAAAAGCUGAGGUAAACAAUCUGAAUUACUCACAUGUUUUUAUGUAAUGGUAUUGUGCGAUGGAGAGGAUGCAAGGAAUAGGCUACAUUUUACUGCAGCACUGCACGAUUCAUUAUCUAUUGUAAAAUGAAAAGUUUGAAAACUACAUAUUGUUUUGAAUAAUUUACUUGUCACUGAGAAACGUAUGCAAGUGACAGCAUAACAGUUUCCUGGUAAUAGAUCAUACUUGAUCAUUGCUAUCAAAAGUGCCAGAAGCCACUGCAUUAUCACUUUUACAUAUUGUCAUAGCUAGUUCAAUAAAGGCUUCCAACGAUUUCAGCUGUAAUAUUUCAUAAGAGGUAUUGUUUUGUCAAAUUGUGAAUAAGUGGUAGAACAACUGUUUAUUGAACAUAUCAAUGAAAAUAAUCAGUUAUUGAAAAUGUAGUGUAACUGAAUAAAUAAAAA
This is a messenger RNA of Schistocerca cancellata (South American locust), 6549 nucleotides long. RefSeq lists its product as uncharacterized. The record is from RefSeq and is a predicted model, not a curated record. Lineage: Eukaryota; Metazoa; Arthropoda; Insecta; Orthoptera; Acrididae. The coding region runs from base 1 to 2289 and encodes 762 amino acids. The transcript is spliced from 11 exons.